UCCCAUCCCACUUUUACCCCAUCGCUUUAGACGGACACAUUGAUCCUCCAUCCUCUUAGUUGAAUGAAAAAAGUGGGCAGUUCACGAUUUCAUAUUUGCCCUCACUGUCUCAAACUCUCUCUUUUCUCCCUGUCCUUUGCAGGCGGUCGGACGUACGCGUCCCAUACCUGCAUAGAGUUCCCAGUAUUCUUGGGUAUAGUAUUGAACGUCGCAAUAUCCCGCGCGCACUGCACCAAGUGAGGGAGCCGAUGCCGAAAAGACUUCCCAUCCUUUCAACCAAAAAAAUAUUAUAAAAUCCAGGAUUGGACAACCAUUAAUCGAAAUGUUUGUCAAAAUAAUGCGACCAGUAAGGUUCCUCCCCCUUCUGUGCGCAGUUUGCCACCUGACCAUGGCUUUCCCCGCCCAAACAGGAUACUCAGAAGACAACAACCGUCAACUCCAGGUCACCAUCUCCAAGACAACCCCCAUCUCUGGUGCACACCUGGGGGGCUCCAUCACAAUCACCUGUCUGGUGUCCCUGUCACCUGGGCCCCCCUCAUCCUCCUCGCCCCCCAUCCCUCCCCGGGUCAAGUGGAGCGUGUUGCAUGAGGGGGAGCAGGAGGAGACAGAGAUCCUGGUGGCGCGGGGUCAAAGGGUGAGGGUCAAUGAGGCCUACAGAGAACGAGCCUCCCUGGUCAACUUUGCAGACUCGCCUGAGGACCUCUCCCUCUGGUUGGGGGAGCUGCGCUCAAGCGACACGGGGCACUACCGCUGCGAGGUGCAGCAAGGCCUGGAUGACGCCAGUGAUUUCACACAGAUAAAGGUCAAAGGUGUGGUCUUCCACUACAGACAUGCCUCUGGCCGCUAUGCAUUUUCGUUCAGUGAGGCCCAGAGGGCGUGCGAGGGCAUUGGGGCACACAUCGCCACUCCUGACCAGCUUCUGGCAGCCUAUUACGAUGGCUAUGAGCAAUGUGACGCAGGCUGGCUCGCUGACCAAUCUGUCAGAUAUCCAAUCCAAGUUCCCCGGGAAGGUUGCUAUGGUGACAUGGAUGGCCGCCCGGGAUUGAGGAACUAUGGGACACUGGAAUCAGAGGAGCUGUUUGAUGUGUAUUGUUAUGUGGAGCAUAUUGACGGGGAGGUGUUCCAUGGCUCUGCCCCUCAGCAGCUGUCAUUGGACGAGGCUCGGGCUUACUGCGAGAAGGAAGAGGCAGAGCUGGCUACCACAGGGCAGCUGUACGUUGCGUGGAGCAAGGGUUUGGACAGCUGCAACCCUGGCUGGCUGUCUGAUGGCAGUGUGCGGUACCCCAUCAUCAUCCCUAGGGAGCGCUGUGGAGGGCCUCAGGCAGGGGUCAAGACUCUGUAUCGCUACAGCAACCAGACAGGCUUCCCUGAAUCAUCCAGCCGCCAUGAUGUUUACUGUUUCAGAGGUAUUGGGAAUCCUCACACUGAUGCCCCCAUGGACUACAUGGCCACUGAGCCAGAGGACAUCGGACAAGAUAUUGUCGUUCUUAUGGAGCCUGCUGAGGAGCUCCAUCUGAGCCAGGAUACCGAGCAAGUGGAGCGAGAGGCCCAGAGUGUCCUGGAAUCCCUCCCCGUCUUCCAGUCGGCUCCUGCUCAGGAGGACCUGCAGGGGACUCACCCUACUGCCCUGUCAAGCACAGAGGUCCCCCUCACCCAUACAGCCUCUUCCCAGGACAUUCUCCAGCCCUUUGACGAGACUUCACUUCCUGUAGAAGAAAACUACCACUCCCAGCAUGCUACUUCACUACCCAACACCUCCAGUGAGCCAGACUCCCUCCACGAAGAAGACUAUUACUCCCAGCAUUCUACUUCACUACCCAGCACCUCCAGUGAGCCAGAAUCUCUCUACGAAAGAGACUAUCACUCCCAGAAUUCUAGUUCCAUACCCAGCACCUCCAGUGAGUCAGACUCCCUCCACGAAAGAGACUAUCGCUCCCAGAAAUCUAGUUCCAAACCCAGCACCUCCCGUAAGCCAGACUCCCUCCACGAAGGAGACUAUCACUCCCAGAAUUCAACUUCACUACCCAGCACCUCCAGUGAGCCAGACUCCCUACACGAAAGAGACUAUCACUCCCAGAAUUCUACUUCAUUGCCCAACACUUCCAGUGAGCCAGACUCCCUCCACGAAAGAGACUAUCACUCCCAGAAUUCUACUUCACUACCCAACACCUCCAGUGAAUCAGACUCCCUCCACAAAGGAGACUAUCACUCCCAGAAUUCUAGUUCCAUACCCAGCACCUCCAGUGAGCCAGACUCCCUCCACGAAGGAGACUAUCACUCCCAGAAUUCUAGUUCCAUACCCAGCACCUCCAGUGAGCCAGACUCCCUCCACGAAGGAGACUAUCACUCCCAGAAUUCUACUUCACUACCCAACACCUCCAGUGAGCCAGACUCCCUCCACGAAGGAAACUAUCACUCCCAGAAUUCUACUUCACUAACCAACACCUCCAGUGAGCCAGACUCACUCCACGAAGGAGACUAUCACUCCCAGAAUUCUACUUCACUACCCAACACCUCCAGUGAGCCAGACUCCCUCCACAAAGGAGACUAUCACUCCCAGAAUUCUAGUUCCAUACCCAACACCUCCAGUGAGCCAGACUCCCUCCACGAAGGACACUAUCACUCCCAGAAUUCUACUUCACUACUCAACACCUCCAGUGAGCCAGACUCCCUCCACGAAGGAAACUAUUACUCCCAGAAUUCUAGUUCACUACCCAACACCUCCAGUGAGCCAGACUUCUUCCACGAAGGAGACUAUACCUCCCUUCCAUCUACUUCACUACCCAGCACCUCCAGUGUGCUAGACUCUCUCCACGAAGGCAAUUCCAGUCUCUACCAGCUAGUGCUGGAAACAACCCCAGAAUUCCCAGAGCCGUCCUACGAGCCACACAGACAUUACCAGCCGAUGCCAGAGAUGAACCCGGAGGAACCUGACUACCAACAGUCAGGAUCUUCUAAGCACUUCCAGCCGAUGCCAGAGACCAAUCUUGAGUUGGAUCAAGUGGAAGCCAACUACAGCACAACAGGAGGUAACCAGAGUCAUCGGGAGAAUACAAAAGAGACGACCACAAUGGCCUUUGAACCCAUUGAGAAUGCUACCGAGGCACGUGGCCGUGCCACAGAGAGAAGACACAAAGAGAUGAUCGUGGGAGAGCCUGAGGAGACAUCCAUCUCGACCGAGUCCCCGGGAGAGCUUGAUCCCCGCCCAGCAUGGUCUACCCUCUCCCCUCACGCAAAGGCAACCUCAGUGUGGUCGGCCCUGGAUGGAUCUGGAGAUGUGUCCCAAGAGAUAGAACUAGGUGUCCACCAGGAAAUCCAUACAGACAGAUCCCCCACCCCCACCUCCUCCUCCUCCUCCUCCUCCUCCUCCUCCUCCUUCACCACUCACAUGUCUGCCUCCCCUGGAGUCACCAGCAUCCCCAGUGAGGAGCAGACAGGAGUUAUGCAUUCAAGCAGCAUCUUAUCUGGACCGGAUCAUUCUGAGGAGCUGGGACUGGAUGUAUACUCCACAGUAGGCCAUCCACAAGUAACUUCCUCCACUAGGCCGGAAGGCCGCACCAGUCUAGAUUUUGAGGGUAUCGUCAUUCCAGAGAGAUUGGAACCUUCAGGAGAAGUGGAACUGGCACCAGGGGAGUCUGAUGAGGAGCACCUGGGGUCUGGAGAGGGCAUAGCCACUACCGAGUCUCCAGACCUCUCCACCACCUCCCAGCUGCCCGUCGAGUUUACCACUAUGGGCUAUCAAACAACGACCAUGUCCAGAAUAGAGAUGGAUCCCACAACCACGGACCCUGAAGAAGACGGAAGUGGACAUGAGCCAAGCACCGAUGAACCAUCCCUGGGAGAAAAAGUUACCGUCUUCCCCCUUGAGUCGCAAACAUCCAGCUGGGAUCUGCACCGCACCACCUCUGCACCCCAAGAUUCUCAGGAUGACCUUGAAUACAGCGGGGAACCCCUUUACACCUCUUCCCAGACAGAUCUUCCAGACUCCUCAGAAGAACCUGAUCUGUUUGAGUCAGACUCCUUGUCCACCUCAAGUACGGGUCCCACCGCAGCCACCAUGUCCACAUCCACCAUGUACACCUCCACAGAGUGGGCCACACGGACCUGGAGCCCCACCACCUCCACGACACAAGGUCCCCCAGAAAUAUCUGAGCCGGAGAGGGUGACGGCUCUUAUGCCCCCCGUGGAUCAGGGCCGGUUGGAUCUGGAAUUCGGCCUCACCCAGCCACCCACCCUGCUCAUGUUGCCCAAUGAGAGGGCUGCCGUGGGCAGUGCCAGGAAGAUUUCAGAUGCCUGUCUGGAGGACCCCUGUGCCAACGGCGGCACAUGUGUUGAGAUGGGCGGGAGCACCGAAUGCCUCUGUUUGCCCAGCUAUGGAGGUGACCUCUGUCAGACAGAUCUGGAGCAGUGUGAGGUGGGCUGGCAGAAGUUCCACGGGAACUGCUACAAGCACUUCAACCAGCGGCUGAGCUGGGAAGUGGCGGAACAGCACUGUCGCAUGGUGGGGGGCCACCUGGCAUCAAUCAUGACACCUGAAGAGAAGGACUUCAUUAACAAUAACUUUAAGGAGUAUCAGUGGACUGGACUGAACGACAAGACCAUCGAGGGGGAUUUCCACUGGUCCGAUGGCAACCCAUUGCUCUAUGAGAACUGGUACAGGGGCCAGCCUGACAGUUACUUCCUGUCUGGAGAGGACUGUGUGGUGAUGGUAUGGCAUGAUUCUGGGCGCUGGAGCGAUGUGCCCUGCAACUACCACCUGGCCUACACCUGCAAGAAAGGCACCUCUUCAUGUGGCCCUCCCCCCAAAGUCCGGAACGCAUCCGCCUUUGGGAAAAUUCGCCAGAGGUACGAGACAGACGCCGUUGUGCGCUACUACUGUGCCCAGGGCUUCCAGCAGAGACGAAACCCUCUGGUCGUGUGCCUGCCGGGUGGCAAGUGGGAGGAGCCCCAGAUCCUCUGCAUCCCUGGGGCAGGAAGCACAGCACAGACAGUAGGAGUAACAUCACUAACCACAGGAAGCCAGGAGCUUGCUGAAGAUGAAUCACAAACAACAAAGGAAACGCCUCAAUACUGGGACAUCAAGUGGAACUUUUAAAUUCCAUACCAUGUCCCAGUACACUUCAAGAGUUUCCUUUCCUCAUUGACCAGAGAUCUGAAAUGGCUUAACAGGUAAAGGCAAUGGGGUGAUCUUGAAGGAAAGGAGACAAGGAAAGAGUACUGGGACACAGGGUCAGUCAAGCAUAACCUCUUACAUUCCUACUGUCCUCCCCAAAGCACAUCGAUCUGAAUCUGUUGUAGGGUUAGCCUGGGCUUGAAGGUCUCUUGUAGCCCUACAUAGGAUGCAAUGAAUUGCAAUUUUGUCCUAGAACGCUAUAAUACAGAACCCAGAACAUAUUCUGUGAAAAUCCUAUCACUGAGGCAUAUCUAUAAUCAGUAACUCCUUGUCCGUUCAUUCGGAUUGUAUAAUGUGUGGAUUUGUAAAUAAACUUUCCUCCACACCGGCACAUAACCCCAGGUGUGGUAGACAGACAGUAGGAUAUGCAGUGGCUCGUCUUGAGCACUGUCUAUCACAGGUGAAGUCUGGUGCCGGUUUGGUUCAGACGGUUUCUUUAAAGAUAACCACACUUUGGACAAUCCAGAAGGAUGGACAAGGAGGUAUGGAUUGUAGAUGUGAAUUCAGUAAAAGGAUUAUUGGAAACAGGUAAACCGAUGGACUUUUCGCCAGAUAUGUUCCGGGCUCCACAUUGUAGCUAUCUAGGAUGCCAUUGCAUUCAAUGUGCGGGGUCAUCUGUAAGCCCAGGUCUCUUGUUGGUUUUAAACAGGCCUCAGCACGCUAAUGGUGUUCAGUGAUCUCAUCUCCAUAAUGUAUCAUGUCAGUUCUCAAUCAUUGUUUAUUGACUAUUAUUGGCAAAUCAACUUUAUAAAUCCACCCAUAAUAUUUUCAACAACAGCUGGUCUGUUUGCAAUUCCAUUCAUAUUCCAUCAGCUAAGGACUACCUGGGGUCUGUUCAGGAGGGUGCAAACGUUACAGAAUGUUCAGAUAGAAAUGUAUUGUGUAGAAUAGAUAUGAUUGCCCAGCCUGGCAUCAGAGCCGCACAGAAUAUAAUUGUGUAGUUCUGAGCACCUCCAAGAGGUAUGAUCCCUACAGUCUAGCAAUCCAAAGGUUGCAUGUUCGAGUCGCGUCGGCAUUUUAGCUAACCUGUCCCCUAACCCUUAUUCUAAAUUUAACCCAAUUCACCUGCUAUGUAAAUUCACCUAACCUUUGUCAUUUUAGUUCUCCUAACCUUUGUAGUUAGUUCCCGUAACCACCAAUUUAAAUUAUCCCUGUAAUUGUCCUUUGUUGUUACAGCGCAACAAGCAACGUGGUCUCAGACAAAGACUUGCAAUACUAUAUGUCCUCCAAGACGUAUGAUAUUGUACGACCACUAUUUUAUUCGUAAUGUAACGUAAUGUAUCAUACUAAAUUGAGUGUCACAGAUUUACGUACAGAUUCAUACCAAUUGCCCUGACACCACGUUGGAUUGCCUGUAGACUCGGGACUUGGGAACGACUGUAGUUCUAUAAGUAAUACUUCUACCUGCCAUGAUUUGAACUUUUCAUCUUAUUGAGUACACUGCAGGACAGGUGAGUCAUUAUAGGGAUGUCUGGUUGAGUGUUGACUCUGUGGUCUAACUUAACCUGUCUCACAUCACUACCCCUAUGUCCUUUAUGAGUCCCCGUCAUUAAGCGAAAAGGACUGCAUAGGUGUACGCAAUAUGAUGGAAACUCCACCAAGCCUACCAGAGAGCUAGGUGUGGCUAUUACCACAUUGCUGAUACCAAUACAAAUAUUUCAGAUGCACGAGGUGACAUAACAAAGUCUUCGGAAUGGAAGGAAUGGUUGGUUUGGAAUUGGGGCAGAAAAUCCCUGCGCUCUUAGGAACCCAUAUCAACUCUUGAACUCAGCAUUAUUUCCAUCUCAACCAUCUCACAACCCUAAGCCUUCUUAGACUUUUGUCAUCAACAGACUUUAUAUGAAGAAUGGUGCUAGCUCCCUUGCGUAUGAUACCUGCAUGAAGUACGUUUCAGUUUUUAAGUCCAUAAGAAUGAAACUGGCAGGUUUGUGCAGCAGGAUGUUAGAAAAUAAACUCCAAACAAGCUUGUUUAUUAAGUCAAUUCCAUUAUCGAAGUAGAAUUUACAUUUCUCACAGUGGUCAUAAUUAUUUUGGGGUGAAAAAGGCUAGAGUGAGUGAGUGAGUAGCAUGCAAAAGAUUUGACCAUGGUGACGAUGUCAUUACUGUACUUAUCAAUGAUAUUAAUUUUGUCUCAAAGUAUAUUUGAAUUACUGUCCACUCUUCCCUCUGAUAGAUGCCCUACAUUUUACUGACACAGUUCUAUGAAAAGCUUUAUGUUGUAAUAAAGUUAUUUUUUUAGAAUAAGGCAAGGAUUUAAUGAGUAUUAACCACACAGCCAUUAUCGGAAAUUGUAUUUGUUUGUUCUUUAUUUGCUUCGGUUUUUAUAAGCAUCUUUUACGGUAAUACUGUUCCUUUAUAAACCAACUCAAAUAAAGUUUGAACGUUUCUCUGA
Messenger RNA from Salvelinus fontinalis (brook trout), 7565 nucleotides. Its product is annotated as brevican core protein-like. Gene Ontology annotation, biological process: cell adhesion. Gene Ontology annotation, molecular function: hyaluronic acid binding. The record is from RefSeq and is a predicted model, not a curated record. Lineage: Eukaryota; Metazoa; Chordata; Actinopteri; Salmoniformes; Salmonidae. The transcript has 14 exons. Bases 323 to 5095 code for a protein of 1590 amino acids.